Molecule: messenger RNA, 1053 nt
Organism: Chondrus crispus (carragheen)
Lineage: Eukaryota; Rhodophyta; Florideophyceae; Gigartinales; Gigartinaceae
Exons: 1
Coding region: 1-1053 (350 amino acids)
Cellular component (GO): cytoplasm
Molecular function (GO): oxidoreductase activity
Source: RefSeq, a predicted model, not a curated record
AUGGCUGCGAGCGGCAAGUCCUCGAUAUGCAUAGUCGGCGCGGGAGCCAUCGGGGGCUUGCUCGGUGUGGAGCUAUCGCGCCAAGGCCAUGUGGUGACUUUUUUCGCGCGCGGCGCGCAUCUGGCCGCCAUGCAAGAGGCGCACGCCCUCAAGCUCAUUAAGCCGGACGGUACGGUGGUGCAAUCAUCAGCCGACUCCGUCUUCACGGGCUCAUUGGCGAACGUCCCAGUGCAAGACGUGGUGGUGCUCGGGCUGAAGAUGCAUCAAAUCGCGUCGGUGCUCCCCGCGCUGCCAGGAAUCGUAGGGGAGCACACAGUGAUCCUGACGACGCAAAACGGGAUUCCGUGGUGGUACUUCCAGGAGUACAACGGGCCUGCCGAGUUCCGCAACCGGACGGUAGAGGCGGUGGACGCUGGCGGUGCGCUCAAGACGGGGAUUGAUUCGGGCAAGAUCAUAGCCACGGUGGUGUACCCCGCGGCGCACAUCUCGCGGCCGGGGGAGGUGGUGCACGUGGAGGGGGUGCGGUUCCCCGUGGGCGAGCCGAGCGGGGCGACGACGGAGCGCGUGACGCGGGUGUCGGGGAUGCUGGUGGCGGCCGGGUUCAAGGCGCCCGUGCUGGCGGACGUGCGCGGCGAGCUGUGGCUCAAGCUGUGGGGCACGGUGGCGGUGAACCCGCUGUCGGCGCUGACGCACGCGACGCUGGACGAGCUAUGCACGGUGGACUACUCGCGCGCCGUGGUGAUGUCCGUGAUGCGCGAGGUCGAGGCCGUGGCCGCGCGCCUCGGCUCGACGAUGCGCGUCCCGAUCGAGCGCCGCGUGGACGGCGCCGCGCGCGUCGGCAGGCACCGCACCUCCAUGCUGCAGGACUGCGAGGCUGGCCGCGAGAUGGAGGUGCAGACGAUCAUGGGCGCCGUCGUGGAACUCGCCGAGCUGUGUCAGGUCGACAUCCCGUGCAUCCGCACGGUGUACGGCACCGUCAGGAUGCUCGCGCACGUGAUGCGGACGCAGAGAGUGAGGAUUUGCCCGAUUGCGUUGGAUGCGGCCGGCAAGUAA